Messenger RNA from Chara braunii, 1619 nucleotides. Lineage: Eukaryota; Viridiplantae; Streptophyta; Charophyceae; Charales; Characeae. The record is from the annotation of a GenBank genome assembly.
ACUUCACGAAGCUGAUUGACAUGGUGGAAAUGUGUGCAAACAAGAAGCUCUUGACGUGUAGAGCGAGGAGGAGGGGACUCGUCUUGCCAUGGCGUGAUCUUGAGGGGGGGUUGGACGAUAUCCCAACACCGCGCAGAUCAGGCACUUUGCCGUCUGGAUCAUUGGCGGACGAGGAGAUCAGACGGCACGCGCGCAAGAUGCAGCGUGCCUCGACGGUCCACCACCUACCAUCGGUCGAGAGUAUGUUUGGUCGUACUGCAUCUCAUAUCGAGUUGUACGACGAGGAGAUCGAGUACAAGUCGCCCACCGACCCACAGGCCGCGGACGAGAUGGAGGCAGAGGCGUGGACAGACCCGGAGGACUUGGAGCAGGGAGGCAGUGAUGCACCUGACGAUGGUGAGGACGCCCGUGGGCGGCGUGGGGAGAGCAGUGAGCACUAUGUUGUGACCGUUGUGCAAUCGUCAAGCAAGGAUGACUCCGAUGACUCCGAUGAGGACAAAGGUGCCGCUCAUGAUGAGGACUCCGACGACGAUUAUCUGGUUCGAGGAGAGGACACCGAUCCUACGGAGCGGCAUGGUUUAGACGGCGGCGACUGUGCCGGGCCAACGGGCGGCGCUAGCCUUCUUACUCCUGCCCCAGGCGCAGCGGGCGGGCAUGUCAGCGGCGGGCAGGGAUGUGGUUUGGAUGUGCCGCAGGGAUCGAUUUUCUUUGGCAUAUUCAAGGAGGACUUCGACGUUGGUGGUCCACCCACUUCUGAGGCGAGGCAGGGUGGGGUGCGCACUCGGACACAGGUGAGCGAUGUUGCACACCACAUAGGGUUGGUCUUUGCUGGAGCGAGCUCGGGGAUGUUGGAAGAAGUUGUUGGAGCGACAGGCAAGAGAGACAAGGGAAGGUGUGGUGACGACGUUGACCACAGGCCGUUGUGGUCGGUUCGGGACAUUGCCAGGCGGCUAGAUAUGGACCUUGAGGAUGUGCUCGAGGAGGAGUGGCUGAGGCCGAUGGUCGCUGGGUGUGCCACGACACAGCGGCUUGCGUUGGCGCAGGACACGACCAGGGCGAGGGAGAUAGGGUGUACAAGAGAGGAGGUCACGGCAAGUCUGCAACCAGAUUCGCAGCAGAGUGUGCACAGGCCGCACGGUGGUCAUGCAAGAGCUGGGGAUGGCGGAGGAGUCGGCACGAGGUCAAUGGCGGGGUUGCUUGGGUGUCAUCGCACUAAGGAGAGGCGCGUGGAUAGAGUACUUGUCGAAGUUGUCAUGGUGGAGGAUGUGGUUGCAGAUAGCACUGAGGAGGUGGUUGCAGAUCACGCUGAGGAUGUGGUUGCAGAUCACACUGAAGAUGGUAAUGUCACGGUGGAUGAUGUGGUUGCAGAGCGAAAUGAGGAGGAGCGGCUAGUGGAUGGAGUAGUUGUCACCGCCCCUGUUGAGGCACCCAUGCCCUCCAUGUCCCCACUCGAGCUCCACAGUGUCGGGAUCGAUCCACUGAUGGGGAGUAGCAGGCAUAUAUCGGAGCGGAUCUAGGAGGCUAUGCCUCUAUGCCUCCAUCAGUGCCGGUCCCAUGAACGUGACCGGCACCGGUCACUUGAAUGUGACCGGCCGGUCACGGGGGCCAAAUUCUGUGAA